This is a messenger RNA of Spea bombifrons (plains spadefoot toad), 4464 nucleotides long. RefSeq names its product INO80 complex subunit D (gene INO80D). Lineage: Eukaryota; Metazoa; Chordata; Amphibia; Anura; Pelobatidae. The coding region runs from base 408 to 3467 and encodes 1019 amino acids. The record is from RefSeq and is a predicted model, not a curated record. The transcript is spliced from 11 exons. Gene Ontology annotation, cellular component: nucleus.
CCAGCAGCCCAGCCUUCCCGGCUACAGAAUAUAUUCAGGGAAUCCCUUUCUAAGCACCGACCCCCCUUGCACUUUUUCUAUUACUUUUUUUUUUAAUGACCUCCACCCCCCUGGUAGAAAUUAAUUCGGAUUGAACAGUUAUUCACCGGGGCUACUGCUUUGAAGGAGGAGAUCCAGAUUAAAAAAAAAAAUACCCACAGCGCCCCCGGUCCUGAUCGCAGCCGGCUGGGGAGGUCCUGGGAUCUGACAGCCAAACAGAAAAGGGGGGAGAAAGGAGGAGGAAAAAAAAAGCCUGAAAAGGAAAUCCUGUAGCGCACUUAUAGAAGUGUCCUUGAAGACUCACCCUUAACACUGAUGGUGCAAAAGGUUUAAAAUCAGCUGAUGUACACAAGGACCAGAGUCACGUGAUGUAUGAAGGCAAACACAUACACUUCUCUGAGGUUGACAACAAGCCCCUGUGCUCCUACAGUCCCAAACUCUGCAAGCAGCGAAGACUCAACGGCUACGCUUUCUGUAUCCGGCACGUUCUUGAAGACAAGACUGCCCCCUUCAAGCAAUGUGAAUAUGUGGCCAAGUAUAACAGCCAACGCUGCACCAACCCCAUCCCUAAAUCAGAGGACCGUAGGUAUUGCAACAGCCAUCUGCAGGUUCUCGGAUUUAUUCCCAAAAAGGAGAGGAAGAAAAAGAAUGAUGCGUUGGAGGAGGUGAAGCCCCGGCAUCAAAUGGACACCAUGGCGUUCAGCUUGACUGUCCCCCCCUUGGCCUUGAAGAUGCCCAAUGGACUGGACGGAAUGACCCUUUCUCCUCCAGGUGCAAGGCUUCCUUUCCACUACUUAGAAACAGAUCUGGAAGAUCCUUUCAUGUUUGAGGAGGAAGAAGACCUGAAAAAAGGGGCAUCGAUUAAAAAGAAAUUGCACAGCAAGCUGGCCCAAAACCGACAACGUCAAAAAGAAACAGAGAUUUUAAAAGUUAAUCAAGAGCACUUUAGCCCUCAUCCUGCACCUUCUCCGCUACAGGCUCCAUCUGUCCUAGAGCAGCCCAAGCUGGUAUUACCAGUGCCAGUGUCGCUGACACCUGCUGGGCUACCACAGAGCCUUGCCUGCAAGUCACCUCAACCUCAAAAUACCAGCCUACCAGUACAGGGAGCGUCGCCUGUCACGCACACACUAGCACAAGCAAGACCCGUGUCUAGCAAGAGAACCCUUCCUGUCUCACCUUUGGUAACAGAAACACCCCAACGGGACAGGAUACAGGUGGCAGCAACUGCGUUGCCGACUUAUUCCUCCUGUGUAAGUCGGCUGCAGAGACUGGUGAAACUAUGUACGCAGAAACAGCAACUAGAUAAGGAUUUGUUUCCACAUUUAGGGCUGGACUGGUCAGAAGAUAGUGGAGAAGAGCAGGAAGACCCUGACCGAGCAUCUCCAUAUCAGGUUGCAUGGUCAUUCCGAGAGAGUCUCCAUCAGGAUUGCAAAAAGUUUGAUGCUGAUGCAGCGCACACCAGGAGCUCCAGGGUCACACAACUUUGCACUUACUUUCAGCAAAAAUACAAGCAUCUCUGCCGCCUGGAGCGGGCAGAAUCUUUUCAGAAGAAAUACAGACAUACAUUCCGGAAAGCCUUACACAAGGCGGCCACCCGAGAGCCAGAGUCUGCAGGGCAGCUGAUGUACGAACUGCGCAGGACUGCUCGCAUGCGGCCAGUUCAACCAGAGCUAAGAGAAGAACCAGCACUAUGCAGUGCAACUGUAAGGAGUAAACCGUGUACAAACCGAGCCCUCCCCUACACAAGGCACUGCUUUCAACAUAUCCUUUCCAACAGCUCACAGCAGCUCUUUUCUAGUUGCACAGCAAAGUUUGCGGACGGCCAGCAGUGUUCUGUACCCGUGUUUGAUAUCACGCAUCAGACUCCUCUAUGUGAAGAACAUGCCAAGAAAAUGGAUAAUUUCCUGCGAGGGGACAAUUCUCGUAAAGUUCAACACCAGCAGCAGAGGAAACCCAGGAAAAAGACCAAGCCUCCAGCACUUACCAAAAAACACAAGAAGAAGAGGCGGCGCGGUCCCCGAAGGCCCCAAAAACCCAUCCCACCCGCAGUGCCCCAGGGCAAUCUCUGUAUGCCUAGCAGCCUUUCACUGCCAGUAGAGGUAUCCCGUAUGAGGAGCCCAUCCACACCUGACUUGAGCACAGAAGAGCUGCCUGAUGACAUCACUAGCGAGAUUGCAGACAUUCACCACGACUUGGAGUUAAACCAAGAGGAUUUCUCUGAUGUUCUGCCACGUUUACCUGAUGACCUGCAAGACUUUGACUUCUUUGAAGGUAAGAAUGGAGAGCUUCUCCCUACUACUGAUGAAGCAGAAGAACUGGAGAGGGCCCUGCAGGCUGUCACUUCUCUGGAAUGUCUUAGUUCCAUUGCAGUUUUGGCUCAUUCUGACAGUGUUACUGGGCAGGACCUGUCAGACCGAGGAAUAGCUGCAUUCUCAGCAGUUUCUGCUGGUCCAGAGAUACGAGACGUUCCUGCAGACCUAGGUGAGCUGCUCAAUGGGCGUAUGGUUCAUGAAAACUUCACCAGCCUGGAACUGGAUGAAAAUCUGCUUGGUUCUGAUACUUUGUCUAGCCCAUCAGCACCCUUGAGUGGGCAUAUCCAGAGGGAGUUCUCCACCUCCUCUGCCAAUGUUGGCCUUACUUCUGCCGCUCUAAUAAGCCAGAGCUCGCUUGAAGAGGGAGCAUUUCCGGGUACUUUCCAUGGACUACAUGAAGGCAGCCAUGCCACCCAGCAAUCUCUUCCUGCAGAGAUCUUGAGUAAGGCAGAUGAUCUAAUCACCUCACAACAGCAAUACAAUAAUGACCAUUCACAUUCAUCACCCCAUGGAAGCCAUUAUGACAAGCAUGUUCAGUCCCCGUACAACGAGCAAAUUACAUCCCCGCAUGAUACUUCUUUCUCCAGUGAUAGCUUGGCAGUUUCAUUUUCUUCUGAUGUACCCAUUAUUACACAGCAUCUGCUAACUUCCCAACUAGAGGUUCCUCUUUGUGGAGUAGUAAAUCCCCGAACUCACUGGGGGAACCUUCCUGUGAACCUUGGGGAUCCAACUGCUUUUGGCACCUUUCUCAGCUCUGACGGACACCUACUAUCCACUUCUCUUUCCACCCCUCCAACCACCACUCAUUCAGAGAACACACAGCCUGCCUUCUCCACUGUGACCCCCAACAGCUCUAAUAUGCUUCCGGGGUUACCGCAGACAAGUUUCAGCGGCCUCAGCCCCCCUCCUUCUGAACUCAUGGACUCAACAUCCCCCAAACAACAGCUCCCUCAGUUCAUUGCCGCUUUUGGCCAUCAGCUGAACUCUCACAGUGGCAUCCCCAAAGACCUACAACCUAGCCAUAGCUCAAUUGCUCCCCCCACAGGAUUCACUGCAACAGGUGCCACAGCUACAAGUACCAACAACUCCUCCACCUUGUUCACAAGCCCUAACUGAUGGCAUCAUUACUUGUUUUAUGGAUCAGAUGAGAGGGGAGUAGUCUUACCUUAUGCUUGUUGCUCUUUCCAUAUUUCUUUUGGAAUGUUUUUAGCAUUCUUUAACAAGGAGGAAUCUAUCCGCUGCAAUGUCCUUGUGCUUUAUUGGCACUGGUGCUCCUAACAUUUGUACGUUUGCUUAUAUUCCUGUUUUUAUCUCUUAAGGAGUGACAUUGGAUUUUGACACAUUGCCCUACGAAUUCCUGACCUUGGUAAUAGGGAAUAAAAAGCAUUCCCGUUUACCUAAUUAUAUCAAUACUUGGGCUUACACCUAGAUGCUGCACAGUCUAAGAGCAGUGGAAGAAGGCAAAAAAGGAUAAGAACUCAUUAAGGCAGGAAAUGAAUUUUUUUUAUUUGAAAGAACCGUAAGUGAGCAAUACUGCAACUGAGCAUAAGUGAUGUGGCCCGCUGCAGUAAGAGCCUAUUGUAUUAUCCUGCAUAUGUCAAGCUAUCUUAAUCUUGUGCAUUGUAUGUGUGAAUAUGUGUGUGUGUGUGUGUGUGUUCUAGAGUCAGGAGAAGAAUGUCAUUCACCAUUGGGUAGUAAGUGGUGCCAGCAAUUUUGCUUCCAAUGGCAUUCAUUCCUUAUUUUUUUUUCUUUUUGGCCUUACAAUGACCACAUGGACCAUAAGUAAAAGAUAUAUAUAUAUAUUUAUGGCAACGUAGCAUGAAAAGAUCAGAGAAUACGAUAGUAUUGCAAACUAUUCAGCAUACACUGCUGAAGUGUGAUGCCUGGUUCCGUUAAGUACAAAGCAAAAAAUUGUGAAAUCAAAUUGUUUGUUUUAUAUGAAUUCUGGAUUUUGCACAUUAUCCCUAAUUGUGUUGGCAGAAAAAAAGAUGGCUGGAUUCAGGGUAGAGCAUCUUAUUUCCAUUUUGUAAAAGGUUGAAAUUAGUAUUGGUAUUUGAAAUGUUGCAUGUUUUGGGGUUGGUUUUUUAGGUAGGGAGUAUGGCAAGUACUUAAA